Messenger RNA from Rattus rattus (black rat), 1845 nucleotides. It is a transcript of the gene Adat1, whose product is annotated as adenosine deaminase tRNA specific 1. NCBI's taxonomy places the organism in Eukaryota, Metazoa, Chordata, Mammalia, Rodentia, Muridae. Bases 83 to 1576 code for a protein of 497 amino acids. Gene Ontology annotation, molecular function: adenosine deaminase activity; RNA binding. Gene Ontology annotation, biological process: RNA processing. The transcript has 10 exons. The record is from RefSeq and is a predicted model, not a curated record.
AGAGGGAGAGGUUGCGGUGCGUGGAUAGCAGGGUGUCAGUGACUCCGGAUCGGCGUCUCGGGCCUCAGCUCCAGCUUCACCUAUGUGGACCGCAGAUGAGAUUGCGCAGCUGUGCUAUGCACACUACGUCAAACUGCCCAAGCAGGGGAAGCCUGAGCCAAACCGUGAGUGGACUCUGUUGGCGGCUGUGGUGAAAAUACAGACUCCAGCUAACCAAGCAUGUGACACCCCUGAUAAGCAAAUACAAGUGACAAAGGAAGUUGUCUCAAUGGGAACAGGAACAAAAUGCAUAGGCCAGUCCAAGAUGAGAGAGAGCGGAGACAUCCUCAAUGACAGCCAUGCUGAGGUCAUAGCCAGAAGGAGUUUCCAGAGGUACAUCCUCCAUCAGCUCCAUGUGGCGGCCGUCCUAAAGGAGGACAGCAUCUUCCUUCCUGGGACUCAGAGAGGACUGUGGAGGCUCAGACCUGACCUGUCUUUUGUGUUUUUCUCUAGCCACACACCCUGUGGGGACGCCUCCAUCAUUCCAAAGCUUGAGUUUGAAGAACAGCCUUGCUGUCCUGUCAUCAGAAAUUGGGCCAACAACUCACCUGGAGAAGGGAGCGAGACUCUAGAGGGUUCUAGAAAUAAAAGGAGCUGUGAAGACCCUGACAGUCCUGUAGCCAAGAAGAAAAGGCUUGGAACACCUGCUGGUUCCCUCUCCGAUUGUGUAGCUCACCAUGGGGCACAGGAAAGUGGUCCAGCCAAACCAGAUGCCAGCAGCUCUGGUCUCACCAAGGAGGAACUGGAUGCUGUCAAUGGAACAGCUUCCGGUAGCUUCAAAGUGGUGGACAUAUACAGAACGGGAGCCAAGUGUGUUCCUGGAGAAACUGGAGACUUGGGAAAGCCAGGCGCUGCGUAUCACCAGGUGGGGCUACUUCGUGUGAAGCCUGGCCGGGGAGACAGGACAUGCUCCAUGUCCUGUAGUGACAAGAUAGCGAGGUGGAAUGUCCUUGGAUGCCAGGGUGCACUGCUAAUGCACUUCCUGGAGAAGCCCAUCUACCUGUCAGCCGUGGUCAUCGGGCAGUGCCCAUACAGCCAGGAAGCCAUGAGGAGAGCACUGACGGGCAGGUGUCAGGAAACCUUGGUUUUACCCAGAGGCUUUGGAGUUCAAGAGCUGAAAAUACAGCAGUCGAGUUUGCUCUUUGAACAGAGCCGCUGUGCAGUGCACAGGAAAAGAGGGGACAGUCCAGGCCGACUCGUCCCUUGUGGGGCAGCUAUCAGCUGGAGUGCUGUUCCUCAGCAGCCUUUGGAUGUCACAGCCAAUGGUUUCCCACAGGGAACAACGAAGAAAGAAAUCGGAAGCCCUCGGGCCAGAUCCCGAAUCAGCAAGGUGGAACUCUUUAGAUCAUUCCAGAAGCUGCUGAGCUGCAUUGCAGAAGACGAGCGGCCGGACUCCGUCAGGGUGCAGAAGCUGGACACCUAUCAGGAGUACAAGGAGGCCGCGUCUGCCUACCAGGAAGCCUGGAGUGCACUCCGGAGGGUACAACCGUUUUCGUCCUGGAUCAGAAACCCACCCAACUACCACCAAUUUAAAUGACCCGCUGGUAUCAGGACCCUUCACAGUAUUUGCCCCUCCCUCCAUGCUGAGCAAACCUCUGCUUUCCUGUUGGUUAAACCCCAAGGAGAAAGAGAUGCCUUCUCCGAGAGCACUGCCCCUCUUUGGUGUCAUAAAUGGAACCCAGAACCUCAUCAGACUGCAGCAGCUCCGUGCUAAGUAGCCUCAGAAACGACCUUGGUAUCGGCCUUCAGCUGUGUCUGGUUGGUUCUGGAACACACGGCAUCAGAGUUUGGAACGUGAUGCUUUCA